Mytilus trossulus (common blue mussel) is the source of this 926-nucleotide messenger RNA. RefSeq names its product acid-sensing ion channel 5-like. Lineage: Eukaryota; Metazoa; Mollusca; Bivalvia; Mytilida; Mytilidae. Gene Ontology annotation, biological process: sodium ion transmembrane transport. The transcript has 3 exons. Gene Ontology annotation, cellular component: plasma membrane. The record is from RefSeq and is a predicted model, not a curated record. Gene Ontology annotation, molecular function: ligand-gated sodium channel activity. Bases 306 to 926 code for a protein of 206 amino acids.
GAAAUCUAACCAUUCUAUUCAAUUCAGAUUGGAAUCCAUUACACCUACCACGGGCGGGGCUCCAACUUACAACCUGCAAUGUUGCAUGAAUGUCUAGUGGUACAGUAGCUGCAUGAACAACUUAAACCACUAUACCAUACCAAGCCCCCUCGAUUUGCAUACGAAAAUAAUACUGUACAAUUGUUUUAUUAAAUCAAAUUAAAUGGUGAAAUUAUAUAAUUAUUGAUCAUGAAUUGUGAUUUGGAUUUUUCAGUUUGUUUUGGCUGUGCUCGUUUCUAGCCUGCGCUGUUUACCUGACUUAUGUGAUGAUUCAAGAAUUAGGAAAUUACUACAAUUACCCUACCUACACAACACUUGAAGUGGAGAGACAUUCUGAAAUUGAAUUUCCUGCAGUAACUAUUUGUAAUUUAAAUUCAUUAAGCAAAUCAUUAGUCUUGAAUGAUUCUAGAGUUGAUAAUUACUAUUUAAGUAUUGGACCACGAGAUAUAUUUGGUCUGUACAACGAGUUCAAUUGGAGUGAUCCAUUUUAUGAACAAAACGGAUUUUUCAGCAACAGAACUGUGGAAGACAUCUUAUUGGAACAUAAAAAAUUACAUUAUGGUCUGUUUAAUUCAUUUAUGUUUGAUCAAACCUCCUACCUGGAUUCCGAAGAAUAUUUCUCUGUGGAGUUAAAACCGAACGGACCAUGCCUUACUUCGAAAAAAACCAAAAUAUUCAACACGUCAUAUACAGGGUCCGAAUACAACUUUGUAAUGUGGUUGGAUGUAGACCGUGAUAAUAGUUAUUUUGGCCAAUGGUUAGGAGAAGGGGUACAGUUCACAGUUCACGACAAGGAGGAAGAUCCCCACUUUCAAGGCUCCAGUGGAUACUAUAUUGAACCUGGGCACGAGUAUUACGGCGCGCUGAUGAAAUACACGAUCCAUUAG